Asterias rubens (European starfish) is the source of this 5530-nucleotide messenger RNA. RefSeq names its product doublesex- and mab-3-related transcription factor A2-like. Gene Ontology annotation, biological process: sex differentiation; regulation of transcription by RNA polymerase II. Gene Ontology annotation, cellular component: nucleus. The transcript has 2 exons. The record is from RefSeq and is a predicted model, not a curated record. The coding region runs from base 285 to 1676 and encodes 463 amino acids. NCBI's taxonomy places the organism in Eukaryota, Metazoa, Echinodermata, Asteroidea, Forcipulatida, Asteriidae. Gene Ontology annotation, molecular function: protein binding; DNA-binding transcription factor activity, RNA polymerase II-specific; RNA polymerase II cis-regulatory region sequence-specific DNA binding.
GUAGCUCAUAUUCCUAGAGAGAAAGGUGGCAGGGGAAGUAAGCAGACCAGCGAGCCAGGUCUUAUGGAUCAUAGAGCCGUGACGGGAUAACGUAGUCAGUAUCGACUUGCUAGUAACUACCACCAACCAACCAACAACGCACCACCAUUGGAUAGGGGUAGAAACUGUCUUACAUGCGGUGUGUUGGUUUCAACUCUCUUCCGGUAGAAGCUAUGCUAUGAGACACACUUUUACUACAUACUCCAUCAACUUGUGAUUUUGAUUUCUAUCUAUUCUUUUGUGAGAUGAGUCUCUCCGGUGGACACAUCGACUCUCAGCAGAAUUCAGACAUGCCGGUGUCUGCCCACCACUCCAAUGCCCGCCACCACCACCCUACUCUUCUGAUCAGGACCGAAAAGCCCUACCCACGGACUCCAAAAUGUGCCCGGUGCCGAAACCACGGUGUAGUCUCAGCACUCAAGGGUCACAAGAGGUACUGUAGAUGGAGGGAUUGUGUUUGCGCCAAGUGUACUUUGAUAGCAGAACGUCAACGUGUCAUGGCAGCCCAGGUAGCAUUGAGAAGACAGCAAGCACAGGAGGAAAACGAAGCCAAAGAAUUAGGGCUUUACUACGAAACAACUGACGGGGCAAUCUACGCGAUGAACGGCGUAGCUGUUCAGACUCAUAAGCCGUACGACCAGUACCACCGUAGCGGUAGCCCUGAAUCUAAACGGCCUAGAUUAGAAAUUAUUCGAGCUCCGACCAGCCCAACAGCUAGCAGCACCUCUGCAUUGAGUCCACCCAACCCCAUCUCGCCAAACCUUUCCGUUGAGCCACACACCAGAGCAGACACCGAGACAAUAACACAGAGACAUAUGGAUGAGCGAGUAUCCCCUCCUAUGAAGUUGACCUCAUCACCCACGCCAAGCCCGAGGGGUGGGGAUAUGCCUCUAAGCCCCCGGUCUGAUGGUAGUGGACGUAUGCUCAGGGAAGACUACGAGAGAGAGGGUUACCGAGAGCAAAAUAGUGCUGGGUUCAUGGAGCAGCUUUCCCCGGCCCAGCUUCUUAGUACCUUCCACAGUCGGAAAGGACCCCAGCGUGCUCCAGUUGACGUACUCUGUCGGUUGUUUCCAGCGCAAAAACGUAGUGUGCUUCAACUCGUCCUACAAGGAUGCAGUGGUGAUAUCACACAAGCUAUUGAGCAGAUACUGAAUAACCAACGAGAGGAAGCAUCUAGCGGACCAGUCACCACAUCUAUGCCGACACCUUGCUCUCCUGUCACGGCAUCAUUACCGGCAAGUUUCCCUCCAUCAGCCACAGUCACAACAGACUCUCACGGUGCUUAUAUUGCUCAUAGACCGUAUCUACCUAAUAGCCAGCAUUUAAACCCAGGCGGUAUGAAGUCAGCAUUCUCCCCGUUGACCACUGCUAUGCCAAUGCCGAAUAUGGACAAAGCACCCUCUUCAGUUGUUGCUUCAAAUAUCCCCCAGAUGAGGUUUGCGUAUCCACCUUACCCCCGAGGUUUAACCCUGUGGAACCCUUAUCAACCCACUGUUAUACCCACAGCAUUUGGGGUACGCCCAGCAACUGCCGCCGAGUAUACUUUUAGUGGUAUCAUGCGAGAUUUAAGCAAUGGACAUGGAGGUAAAGACUGUCGACCUAAUGGAGCUUUCGGUGUUGGUGCUACUUGUGACUAGAACAAGUAUUUCUUUCAAAAGUUAAACAGAACGUCAAUGUUUCCCCUCUCAAAUAUGGACAAGCUUCAGCAAAGACAUAGUAUACUAAUUUAGAAAAAGGGUGUCAACUUUAUUAAUUUAUUUCGAUUGGACAUUUCUCUUUUGAUAAUGAGAAUUACCAAAAGGUUUUGUGAAAUGUACGACUCUUGUGUAUUCAUUUCAACAUCCAUACUGACGAAACAGCCGUUUUAUCAAUUUGUCGCUAUAUGUUAAUGUUAGCAUGGCAGUUUUUCCUAUAAAAACUUGAACAAAACCCUGUGUUACUUGAGGUCACAACCUUUGUCCACGGUGUCAAAAAAGAAAAAUAGUGUAUAAUUGUAGAUUUUGUACAAGUCCUUGUGAAUUACACGAUGGAUAACAUUUUGGGAUUUAAAAAGACGCACAGUUGAUGUUUUUUGUGUUCUAACAAUUUGUCAAUGUACAGUAUAUGCACAAUAAUAAUAUAUCUUCCAUAUUAUGGUACCCGUAGUUCACUUUAACAAUGUGGAAAAUGGUGCAGUUGUUGUAUUCGCAAAGCACUGUAUUCAUCAAAUCAAAGAGGCGGUUUUUCCAAAAGAUUUGAACUACGUGACCUAUUAGACAAACUAAUGCACUCGACAAUGUCAUUUCAUUGAUAUUGCAUUGCUAUCGGUCUGCAUUCAGGGUUAGGUGCUUGCUCUCUGUAGAAUGUAGGGUUAAUUUCAACAUCCACUUUGAUGUAGAAGUCAGACUCAUGCCGGAUGUUCACUUCAUGAUUUUCAUUGGUGGAGAUUGGGCGACAUUUGACACUCGGUGUCACUUGAAUGGUGUCGUAAAGCUUGUAAGACUGUUUCGGUUAUGGUAGCUUUUAUAGCUUGGGUGUUUAAGGUCACGUCCGAGCAUUAAUGGCUUCAUCGGUGGCUACUGCUGGAACGCCAGAGUCUUAUUCUUCAAAGCUACCAUAUCAGCCAUCAUGCAUAGCCAUAGCCGGUCUUACAGUCAAUGCUUGCGUUGUUUGACAUAGUCCGAAUCAAACGAGGAUUCUAUGUUAAAAGCUCGUCAUGAAACUCCCUCAAAUGCGUUUUGAGUUCUUCAGUAAUCGGAGCUUUGGGUAAAAAAUAAAUAGAUGGUAACGGACAAUGUACCUCCAACCUCACUCCGUAUUAAUAUGUACGUCACUGUAUAAUUGCACUGUGUCGUUUAGAGUCCUGUAUUUCAUGUACAACCAUCGUGUCAAUUGUAGUCUGGUUCCCUAUAUUCGACAAUGCUAAAUCUCAUUAUUGGGCCACCACUCUUUGAGCACCAGCAGCUCCUGUCUUUUCUAUCGUGUAUAAAAUAAUGUACUUUAUGUGUAUAAAUCGGUCGCCAUUUUGUUUCGGUUUUCAUAAGAAAUGAUGAAAUCAACGGGUGUUUUCGAAACUGCGAUUCUGGCUCAGGCUCCUAGACCUAGUCUGCUGUGUCGAACAUUCUGGAGCCAGCCCCAACGCCUCUAGCCUGACCCUGAGCCAGAACAACGGACUCCAAACAUAUUCAUAAAGUCCAUAACUUACAUCUCAUCAUUGAAUCUGGGAAAUAACUAUGUUUAUGUUAAGUUGUUUUGUGCAAAAGAAAUGGUAGUUAAAAAAAACGGCAAAACACAUAAUCUUCAUUAACAAUCGAAAUGUCAAACUUGCUCUCAGUGGCAACCAAACAAAUGAAAUUUUGUUUUUCAAAGCUUUCUUUUUAUGUUGCAAAAAAAAGCAAAUUUGUCAAUAUUUCGGCACAAUGAAAUCGUUUGCAUUAAAGUAGUUAUUAAUGUGGAUGAAGUUCUAUUUGAGCAAAGAAUUCCGUUCGUUUGAAUUCCGUUCGGCUGAAGUUCAACUUGCUUUCUCUUGUUUUCUUUCUCUUAUAAAUGAUACGUACACCAACAUUUUGCAAACAGUUCCUUAAUCUAAACCUUGAUCUAACUUUCAAAAAAACAAAAACAAAUAUGUUGACAAAGAUAUCGUACACAAUGAAAUAUUAAUCGUUUCAGUGAGUCUCCCGCCGAUGGAAAUUUUAUGAAUUAAUUUAUAAAAGCCAUGUUCAGUUCAUAAAUGAUUAAUUUGUGCACAGUUGUGUUAUGAAUGUAUGAUAUUGUAUGUACAUAUUUAAGAAUUAAAAAAAAAAACGAUUUUAUAUCUGCUCUUUAGGAAGAAACAUCAACAGUGGAAUUUUCAAAGGAUACGACAUUUAAUUAUUGGUAUAAGGGGCAAGUUAGAGUUAUUCGCUUUCUUCAAGAUUGAAGGUUUUUUUUUUUAAACAAACAAAAAUCUAAGCAACCUUGUGUAACAUCAUUGGUUUGUUUUUUGCCUGGUGUUUUAUUUUGUUUUCAGUGAGUUGGCGAUAUCACCAGAGCAAACUGUAAAAGAAAUCAUGUAAUAAAAUAAAGCUAUGAUUAAAAACGAAUUCACACAAUCAAGGUCCCUGAACUGAACCGUGUUUGUAGGGAUGUCAUUUUUUGCUUUUUAAGUCAAUCAAGAAAAAAAGAAAAAAAAUAAGCAAAAUGUACCCCAAAGGUUUUGGAUUUUUAUUGAUCGUCAAAGUUUUUUGUCCAAUCUUGAAUGUUUUUUCUACUUCUAUAAUCUAAUGUAUGGUCAUAAAAAUGAAACAAAAACUAUUGUCGACAAAUCCCCCCAAAAUAUGUCUGCGGUUGAAAUGCCCAAUGCCCUAAUCUAUGUUAACUAUUCAAUAAUUUACCAGAAAUCAGUGAACAUAGUUCACUGUGCAUUGUUUUAAUUGAUUAAAAUACAAAUCAUAUAAUCCGCGAAAGAUUUUGUAAAAUUUUACUUGAAAUAUGUGUAAUAUAAUUUAAAAAUUAUUUGAAUUACUCUUGGAGAUGAUUGGUUAGAAGUCGUCCCGCCAUUGUGAGUGAUUAAUUAUUUAAAUUAUACAAAGGAACUAUUUACUUGUUUAUUUACCACCGAUUUGAUUUACAUUACUUCGUAAAUUUAUAUGACAUGUUUUCCUUUUUGGUACGAAUCAUAAUAUUGCACUGUGAUAAUUGUAUUUAUGCCAAAGUGGUUUAGCUAUUCUCACUUGAACCCUUUUUUGCUAAAUCAGUCUGAUUUGAAUGAAACUGCCCGAAUUGACUCUUCAUUUAUGAAAUAUAGAUAUGAAGGAGAAGUACUCAGAGGAGUCCCAGUGAACAGAAAAUGUUAUUGAUAUUAAAAAAUGUGAGCUUAUUGAGAGAUUUAAAAUAAAAACAAUUCUUACACAAAACCGCUCAAACUUAAAUUUGAUUUCUGUUUUGUUGAAAUUGCUGCAUUGUUGAAACAAAUCAGAACGAUUUGGCAUAACACGUGGGACAAUCACGACACCAAAUGCUUACUCAAAACUGAAGAAUGAAACCAUAUAAGCUAGCAGCAUCUUGUCUGACCAAAUUAUAUGUACAUGUAAUGUCUGAGAAGCAAAAGUGUUGGGACUUUGUGCCAAAGAUUCCAUUUCGUUAAUCUGUUAAGCAUAGCCACUUACCAACAUACUAGAGCACCAAUCGCAACAUCGUGAAUUACAUGGCACUUUGGCUAGUAACCUUUGUUUGCUUAGCAGCAUUUCGUGUUCUUAAUACUUUUUGUUCUGCUUACAUUUGGCCUUGUUUGUUGUUUGGAUUGCCACUCCCAACCGGUUAUCGAUAUUCUAUCCAUGCUAUUACGUCAUUAAGUCACAAAGGCCGAUUUCAAUCAUGCAAAUUAAUUUGCAGAUCUGUUAUUUUAUUGUUGUGAAUUUUAAAACCCAUUGUUUUAAAGCCUCUGGGGUGCAGUGAUGAACCACUGCUGGAUAUGUUAAUUGUAUAAGAGUUCAAAGAUGUUUUGUGUAAAUUUCCUAAAUAAAGGUAAGAG